This is a messenger RNA of Pogona vitticeps (central bearded dragon), 1222 nucleotides long. Lineage: Eukaryota; Metazoa; Chordata; Lepidosauria; Squamata; Agamidae. The record is from RefSeq and is a predicted model, not a curated record.
UCGAAGCCAGGGCCUUGGUAGGCACAUGAUGGGGAGUGAAGGUCUAGAGAUGUCAAUCACAAUGGGUUAAAGCACUGAGUCUCAGAAAACGAAAGGCCUUUUUAGCCUUACCAGGUCAUCAUGUCAAGGGCUUCCAGAGGACACAAACUUCUGAGUGACCUGGGUUACAAACUGGGCCAAACCCUGGGAGAAGGCAGCUAUUCUAAGGUGAGAGUGGCCACUUCUGCCAAAUACAAGGGCCCUCUGGCCAUCAAAAUGGUGGAUCGGCGCCGAGCCCCUCGGGAUUUUGUGGAGAAGUUUCUGCCACGAGAGCUCUCCAUCCUGCGCGGGAUUCGGCACCCGCACAUCGUCCGAGUCUACGAAUUCAUAGAAGUCUGCAAUGGGACACUCUACAUCGUGAUGGAAGCAGCCUCCACGGAUCUGCUGCAAAUGGUCCAGCAGGUGGGGAAGCUCCCCUGCGCUCCCGAGGCCCGGGACAUCUUUGCCCAGGUGGUGGGUGCUGUGCGCUACCUCCACGACAGGCACCUGGUGCAUCGGGACCUCAAGUGUGAAAAUGUGUUGCUCACCUCGGAUGGCCGCCGAGCAAAACUGACCGACUUUGGUUUUGGCAAGGAGUCCCGUGGGUAUCCCGAACUGAGUACCACCUACUGUGGAUCAGCUGCCUACGCGUCCCCAGAGGUCCUGAUGGGCAUUCCCUAUGAUCCCAAAAAGUAUGACAUAUGGAGCUUGGGUGUAAUGCUGUAUGUGAUGAUUACUGGCUGCAUGCCCUUUGAUGACACCCAUAUCCACAACAUGCCCUGUCGCCAGAAAAAAGGAGUCCUAUUCCCAGAAGAUCUACCCUCCGCUUCGGAGCCCUGCAAAGCUCUCGUUACACAGCUGCUCCAGUUCAGUCCCGAAUCUCGACCCUGUGCAGGCCAAGUGUCCAAGAACAGUUGGCUGAAAGGGGAAACAUAAAGGGGGCAGGGUGAAGGUCCUGCCACUCCUGGGGAUGGUGCCAGAUCAGAGCUGCUUCAAGAGGGAGAGAGGGCACAAACAGAACAACAGAAAUGUAUACGUAGUUGCCAAAAAGAGGUUUCUGGGAUGUUGACCAAUGGGGAGGAAGUGGGCAAAUUGCUUCAAGGAAAAAGUAAAGAAAACAAUUCCAGUGUAAGUUCCUCCAGAAUUAUGGGACUUGCUUCCAAACAUAUGUAUUUACAAUUGGGGUGCCAAUGAGAUCUUUAAA